AUGGAACGCCUUGGAAUUGCAGACUUCGAGCUUUCAAAACUGCUGGUUGUUGAUUUCCUCCAUGAGUUUGAGCUUGGGGUUUGGAAAACACUAUUCAAGCACCUCGUUCGACUUCUGUAUUCUUUAUCUGAUGGCACCGAGAAGGUUACAGAGCUAGACUCAAGCUCGAGCACCAUGACUCAUGCUCUCUACCAGGUUUCGGUGCAUAUCCACAUUUGGGGUAUCUACAAUAUGACAUGCGCCAUUCCUGCUUUCGAAGGUCUUCUCCCAGAUGAGCAUAAUGCUCGGCUUAUGAAGCUACUUUAUCGGUUGGGAGAAUGGCAUGCCCUUGCCAAGUUACGGAUGCAUACGGAUCUCACGCUUAGGGACUUGAACACCUCACGAAAAGCACGAACUUUGAAUUUAUUCACUUACAAGUUUCAUGUCAUGGCCGAUUAUGUUCCCGCUAUACGCUGGUUCGGAACAAUUGACUCUUAUUCAACUCAGCUUGGCGAGCUUGCACACCGUCUUGUUAAACGACUCUAUGGCCUAACCAAUAAACGUCAACACAAAGAUCAGAUAGCUCGUCAAUAUAACUGUUCAAAAAUGCUUGCCAAUGCCCGCUUUGCAAAGAAGAAAGCAGACAUGAAGGGUAAGACCUGUGCCAUUCCAUCUAACGUAGCCUAUGAUAUGGCUCAUGCUCAUCAAGUCAGAUUUGGAGAAGGGACUGGACCAGAGGAUCUUGAUAUCCCAUUAGAUGUACAUCACUUUAUGUCCAAUCGACGCAAUCAUCCUGUACAUCUCACCCCUUUCCUUCUCCAGCAACAUUCUGACCCGGCCAAAAAAGAUCACCUGCUUGGACGUCUCAAGGAGAUACCAUUUGAUGGUGACUAUGAGUUCACUGCUGACGAACGGCAAGAUGUCAUAAUUGCCGAAGAAAAAAUAUAUGCUGCAAAAACUCUCCGAAUCAAUUACACAACAUACAAUGUUCGUCGAGACCAAGAUGUCAUUAAUCCCCAUACAGACCACAACACUAUCAUGCUCAAAUCUCCGGAUACCAACCCAGAUGCACACCCAUAUUGGUAUGCUCAAGUGCUUGGAAUCUUUCAUGCAGAUAUCAUCCAUUGUGAUUCAAAGCUUGGAUUAGUCAAAUCGAGAAAGCAGAUGGAAUUUCUCUGGGUGCAGUGGCUAGGAACCGAGCCGGAUUAUCGUCCUGGUCAAAAAUUUGCAAAGCUCCCUAAGGUCGGAUUUGUUCCCGAAGACAAAGAAUUUGCAUUUGGCUUCCUCAAUCCUUCCCAAGUCAUUCGGGCUUGUCAUCUUAUUCCGGCCUUUGUUCAUGGCAAAAGCAAUGAUCUCCUGGCUACUAGACUUCCGACUGCAGCAAGGAAAGUUGGAGAGAGCGAAGAUUGGUUGAACUAUUAUGUGAUGAUGUAA
Lentinula edodes (shiitake mushroom) is the source of this 1413-nucleotide messenger RNA. RefSeq lists its product as uncharacterized. NCBI's taxonomy places the organism in Eukaryota, Fungi, Basidiomycota, Agaricomycetes, Agaricales, Omphalotaceae. The record is from RefSeq and is a predicted model, not a curated record. Bases 1 to 1413 code for a protein of 470 amino acids. The transcript is spliced from 6 exons.